AUGCUUGGUGAAGGGCCCGAGGACGGCUCCCGGCCAUAUAUUCCGCCAUUGCUGGACACUGAAGCUCGCCCCGCCGAUCCCGACACUUCCGACCAACCUCAGGAUGAAGAAACAGGCCUCCCCUACCUACCCGUCUGGCUACGGGAGUCAUCCAAAUCGAUUCGCUGGGGAUGGGUGCCGUUGCCUCUGCGGAAGGUCGGCUGGGCGGUCGCUGACUGGGUCAAGGGUCCGAACCCGCCGCAAUCCAUGCUGUUGAAGCCCUUGUUCCCCCGGUACCAGGAACUCCCGGUUCGGUUUUUGGAACGGUUGUUCCCCAAGCGCAAGCAAAAGAUUGCGCUGCUGGCCCUGCUAUACUUUGUCUGGUUUCUGCCCUGGACGAUCAUUCUGCUGCAUUCGCGGCAAGGUGGAUAUAUCGAAGGCUAUGGCCGACCGAAGACGCUCGCUUGCUCGACGAGUUUCUGGGAACAUGGCAAUGAAUGUGGCCUCAACGGAAAUGACUGCCGCCCCUUCUCCGCUUCGAAUAUUGCCUUCCGGUGUCCCGCCAACUGCCGAGACUCCAAGUUGCUCGAACCCCACAUGGUUGGGAAUCAAACCUAUAGCUACCGGGGACUAGUGGUGGGAGGGCCGCAACCUGGUUCAGAUGAGCCGGGGGUUUAUCGAGCUGAUAGCUUCGUUUGCCAGGCGGCCAUCCAUGCGGGCGUCAUCACGAACGCCGUUGGUGGUUGCGGUGUCGUGAAGCUGGAGGGUGCCGCGCAUUCCUUCCACGCGUCGAAGCAGCACGGAAUCCGCUCGGUCGGAUUCCCGUCGACGUUCCCCAAAUCGUUCAGCUUCAUCGAGCUGUCCUCGUCGCAGGCGACGUGCCCUCAAGAUCCCCGCUGGCCGUUGCUGGGCAUCACCAUCGGCGCCGUGAGCCUCAUCUGGCUCUUCUGCACCUCCCCACCGAUUCUGUUCUUCAGCACCUUCGUGAUGCUGUUCUGCCAGGUGGGAUUGGUAUCUGACCCGCCAUCGAUCCCCCAGUUUGCGGACCUAUUUUCAACGAUGUUUUCGCGACUGUUGCCCGCGUCGUUUGUGGCCUUUGUCCUGUACAAGUAUUGCGCACGGCCGCAAUUGACCCCGCUUUCGGAGCCGAUGUACCAAGUGACCAAGACACUGCUCUACCUGCCGCCCGCAUUCAUUGGCGGCCUGAACAACUACACUUUCGCUAGGCUGAUCCCUCUGGAGCGUCUCACCCCCCAUGAUAUCCAGAAACAGCCCGGAGCAAAGGUUGCACUGGCUCUGGUGAUUCCGACCGUGGUCUGUAUCAUUUUGAGCCAGGCUUGGCAAAUCCGCAUGGGGGGGUUGAUGCCUCGCUAUCUCAAGAUCUAUUGCACCAUGGGUCUUAUCCUACUGAUCUUGCUGCCACUCCCGGGCCUCCGUCUGAGGAUUCAUCAUUACAUUCUCGCGAUCCUCCUUAUGCCGGGGACCGCCUUUCCAACGCGACCCUCGUUGAUCUACCAAGGGUUACUCCUGGGCCUUUUUAUCAAUGGCAUAGCUCGGUGGGGAUUUGCGUCGAUCAUCGAAACGCCUGCGGCCUUGGGCGAGCAAGCCCCGGGCCCCGGAGGAGCGCACGGAUGGUGGGGCGGCACCUAUCCCAACGUCAAUGAUGCCUCCGUCUCUAUCUCUCUUCCCGGCCCGGAUUCGCCUGAGAGACAUCACGGGAAUGGCAACAUCACAUUUAGCCUGUGGGAGCGGCAACGCAUGGACGAGCUGGGAGUGGAUGGUAUCUCGGUGUUGGUCAACGAUGUUGAACGCUGGCGCGGCUACUUGGAUGAAGACGAGCGCGGCGAGUUCAUCUGGCACCGGCAUGGGCACAACGGGCUGGAACUACAGCAUCGGCCGACUAUCGAGAGCGACCCGAUGGACAUGGAAUUGGCCGUCCAGGAAGAUGACUCGACGCCGGAGGACCUCUUCUUCCGGUUUGCCUUCCUCAAGGGAGCGGAGGCCGGCAAAUACGGAGGGGCCGGAGUCUGGUUGCAGGACGGACAGUGGGUGUCGCCCCCGCCGCCAAAGUCGUAG
Molecule: messenger RNA, 2055 nt
Organism: Aspergillus ibericus CBS 121593
Lineage: Eukaryota; Fungi; Ascomycota; Eurotiomycetes; Eurotiales; Aspergillaceae
Product: LCCL domain-containing protein
Exons: 2
Coding region: 1-2055 (684 amino acids)
Source: RefSeq, a predicted model, not a curated record